UUUAGCAACGAUCUUUUGUAACGUAACGUGCGAUUAUCGCAUGUUAGCUGUCCGGUGUGGUAGAAUAACACGUUAGGCUCGUCAUUAAACUCAGUAUGGUCGCCUGUCAGAGCUACUUUUCUAUGUUAGUUUUGUGUUUAAGUUAGCUACCAUGUUAGCAAGAAAGCCUUAGCGUCAGUUAACAGCUCACCUUGACGUAACGUUUGUUUUCAUUAGCAGAAAUGAGUUCGCAAAUCCGACAAAACUUCCACCAGGACUGCGAGGCUGCCGUUAACAGACAGAUAAAUCUGGAGCUGUAUGCUUCUUAUGUCUAUCUCUCUAUGGCAUACUACUUUGAUAGGGAUGACAAAUUCCUGCCGAAUUUUGCCAAGUUCUUUCGCACACAGUCCAAAGAGGAGCAUGAGCAUGCAGAGAAGCUGAUGAGUCUGCAGAACAAGAGGGGGGGCAGAAUUUUCCUGCAGGACAUCAAGAAACCUGAUAGAGAUGAGUGGGGGAGCAGCGUGGAGGCCCUGGAGUGUGCCCUGCAGCUGGAGAAAAGUGUAAACCAAUCUCUGCUGGACCUGCAGAAACUGGCGACUGAACACAAUGAUCCUCAUAUGUGCGACUUCAUAGAAACACAUUUUCUGGACGAGCAGGUGAAAUCUAUCAAACAGCUCGCCGACUGGAUCUCAAACCUGCGCCGCAUGGGGGCCCCUCAGAGUGGCAUGGCUGAGUACCUGUUUGACAAACACACCAUGGCUGAGGAGGGAAGUUAAACUACACUGUGACCCUGUUCAUCUCGCUCACUUUUGCAUGUCUCUAUACCUGAAAUGUACUUUGUUUGCAAAAGCCAUAGAUAGUUCUCUAAACUGAACAACUGCAGACCUCGCUUCUCGUUACAUUCCAGAUUACAAACUAUCCCAGACGUGUUUUCUAGAAAUAAAGACUGAGCAAACCUUUAA
Molecule: messenger RNA, 941 nt
Organism: Lates calcarifer (barramundi perch)
Lineage: Eukaryota; Metazoa; Chordata; Actinopteri; Centropomidae
Gene: fth1b
Product: ferritin, heavy polypeptide 1b
Exons: 5
Coding region: 222-755 (177 amino acids)
Biological process (GO): iron ion transport; intracellular iron ion homeostasis
Cellular component (GO): cytoplasm
Molecular function (GO): ferrous iron binding; ferric iron binding
Source: RefSeq, a predicted model, not a curated record